Coniophora puteana RWD-64-598 SS2 is the source of this 2211-nucleotide messenger RNA. RefSeq lists its product as uncharacterized. The transcript has 4 exons. The record is from RefSeq and is a predicted model, not a curated record. The coding region runs from base 1 to 2211 and encodes 736 amino acids. Lineage: Eukaryota; Fungi; Basidiomycota; Agaricomycetes; Boletales; Coniophoraceae.
AUGACCACUGCUGUCCUCCAAUACCCCCCAGAACUCUUAUUCAUCAUCUGCGCACAUGUCUAUGCCGCCGGCCUUCCCACCGCCAAACCGUCUCUCGACCCGUUAAACAUCAUACAAAACGCCGGAGCGCCCACAGGCCUCCCCUCAUCUUGGCCCGCAGAUAACUGGACCGAGCCUCUCGUCCGCCGCACCCUCGCCAAUCUCUGCCUCGUCAACCACUCAUGGUACGAAGCCGCCAAGCCCUGGCUCUGGCAGAAGAUCGAAGUGCGCCUCCCGGGAAGCUGGCUCGCCCUCGUGGACGAGAUUGCCGGCGGUGACGAGGAGGACGAGUCCUCAGACGAAAAAGUCGCACUGGACGUGCAGCAGUCGAUCAACGCAGCCACCAGGGCCGCCAUCGCCUCGAGCUCCGUCAUGGGCGGCUGCGACGAGGCGGCGGCCCAGAAGCUCCGCGAGUCCAUCCUCGAGACGCUCAACGGGCCCGACGGCUCCAUUCCGCCCGAGCUGCUGACUCCACCUGUGUCGCGGGAUCCCAGCCCGCGCCGACCCCGCACCAAGUCCAAGAGCCCCGCACGGUGGAAGAUCAUGCGGUCCAUAAGCGACGCUGUCCAGAACGUUAUGGAGCGCUCCGAGUAUGGACUUUACGGUCCGAGACUAACGGCCAUUUUCGGUUUAGUCCCCCGCAUUGACGAUCCCCGCCCCGGUCGGUUCGUGCAGCACCUGGACUUUAAUCAUUUCCGGACUAUAGGCAUGAGGCGAUCCGUCGAGGAAGGCGUCAACAAGCGCUUCGUGACCGGAAACCGGGUCGAAGCCGUGCUUAAGGAAAUGCCAAGCCUGAUAUCGUUUGGCGCCACCGAGUACAUGGACGGCUCCUUGACCUUGCCUGUGCUGAAGGAGCUUUUCCUUCGAGGCGCCACUUCGCGUGGUCGGGGUCGUCCGUCUCGCGGGCGCAUCAUGUUUGACCCCAACGAUCCCGAGGAAGAAGAUUGGGAGCGGAGGAGAGAGUGCAAGCAGCUCGACGCUAUCGACUUGACCGGUUGCGUUAGCGCCGUCUUUGUCGGCGCUCUCACCGAGUUCGUGACUACGUACCUCCUACCGCAAGACGGCGAUUCGAGUGGCAAUGAGGAUGAAGGUCGCCGCGAGGGACGGCGGUCACGCGCCGUGCGUUUCACUCCAGAUGAGCCGCUUACAUUCCCCGGCCUGCAGCGUCUAGGCCUCCGUGGCGUAAAGUCCAUCAGUCCACACAUCCUGACGCCGUUUGUUCUGGCAUUCCCUUCGCUUACGCACUUGGACCUGUCCGCUACUCGAGUCACUCCCGAGCUCCUGACUGCCCUCGGUGAUACGUCUACUCGCCUCAAGUCUCUGGCGCUUGCUCGCUGCAUUCGUCUUACUGGCGAGAGCAUCCGGUCCUUCCUCAUUGAGUCGCCGGUGGUUGCUCAGAUCGAAGAGCUUACUCUUUACGGCGAUCGGACCUUCCCGUCACCUCUUACUGAGGAUGACCUGCACGAGAUCUUUAACCAUGCGCCGUGCUUCACCAGUGGCACGCUCACGUAUCUCGAUCUGUCAAGCUCGCCUUUGACGAAGGAGCUCCUCUCAGUCUGCCGGCCCCAACCCGCUCUCCGUUCUCUUGGCCUUUCAUACAUUCCCGACCUUGAGCUCCACACCGUCGCCGAGUUCCUGAAAGAAAAGGCCCCAAACGUGGAGGUGGUCACGCUGGUGUCCACCACCCCAGAACUCGAAUGGGGCCGCGCGGGCGCGGGCAUGGGCGCACCCCGGAGCUCUGCACGCCAGGCGUCUCUCGCGCUGCACGCACAGUUCAUCCGCCCGCUCUGCACGCCCCCGUUCACGUUCAGCCUCUCGACCUCGCCUACGGAGAGCAAGCCGCCGCCCACGCGGCUGCGCGUCAUCGAGCUGUCCAUCCCUGCCCUUUCGGGCCUCGGAGCUGGCGCCGGAUCUUGGCGCAUCGUGCGCAGCAAGGGAGGUCGAGGCUGGUACGUGGACACCGCGAGUGCGUGGGUCGGAGGUGUCCUCCGCAGGGAUCUCCCCGCGGAUCAUCCUCACAGGGAGGGGAUGGAGCGCCUCGCGGCUGCCAACGGGAACGUCAGCAGUGGGACUGGGUGGCACGCACGUAAAAUGGAGGUGCUGCAUGGACACGGUAUGUUGGGACGUGAGGAUGGGCUGUACGGUGCCGUGUCUUUCGCAUACCAGGGAUGA